AUGGCCAAGGACUUCACUCAAGGAUCCUUGCGACAGCCUUGUUGGGACUUUGGCGGCGACACCUUCCUCAGGAGCCUUCCCUACAGACGGGGUGGCGUGGGUGCGGUGAACACGGAGCAGCUCAUUCAAAAGGCUGCAGAGAACUGCCUGAAUCAAAAGGACAAGCGCGAGGGAACUGCCAAAGAGAGGUAUGUGAAUGACUUUCCAAGCCACUGCAGCUUCGAAUGGACGAAUGGCACGGCCGUGCCGCAGAAGGCUCCGGAAACGCCUUUCUGCAAAUUCAUGGACUCCAUCGAGGUGAAGGUGCCGUUCUGCGGCAAUUUGACCUUCGUCGGUACAGACUUCGACCCAGCUUUGGCUGAGGCGCUGUCUAGGGUUGACCGCAGCCAGGUGGAAGUCGUCUUCAAAGGCUUUCACCAAAAGUACGACUCCUUCAGUGCCAUGGAGCACCGCGAAACGCAGGAAGGUGCCAUGAGCGUCGAUGUCGAAGAGAUGAGGAUUGUUGUCACAGGCUUGGUCUACGACUUCUGCGUGAAGGAGACUGCCAUCUUCACGAGGGAGAACAGUCCUUCCACGGAGGUGUGGGUCUUGGCAGAUCUGACACGACCCAGCUUCGAUGGGAAGCCGGGAGCACCCUACACCACUGGUCUCUGCGAUGGUGAGGAAGCGGACAACGGCUAUUGCGCUGAAGGUGGUGGCACCAAGAAGUGGUACAACAGGGUUUUGCAGGACUUCUUGGACAAUGGCGUGAAGGUGAAGCGCCUGGUCGAGCCGGAUCUUGAGCGCUACACCAGAGCCUGA
This is a messenger RNA of Symbiodinium sp. CCMP2456, 801 nucleotides long. NCBI's taxonomy places the organism in Eukaryota, Dinophyceae, Suessiales, Symbiodiniaceae. The record is from the annotation of a GenBank genome assembly.